Messenger RNA from Seriola dumerili (greater amberjack), 532 nucleotides. RefSeq names its product ribosomal protein S16 (gene rps16). Gene Ontology annotation, cellular component: cytosolic small ribosomal subunit; ribosome. The transcript has 6 exons. The record is from RefSeq and is a predicted model, not a curated record. Gene Ontology annotation, biological process: translation; maturation of SSU-rRNA from tricistronic rRNA transcript (SSU-rRNA, 5.8S rRNA, LSU-rRNA). Gene Ontology annotation, molecular function: structural constituent of ribosome; RNA binding. NCBI's taxonomy places the organism in Eukaryota, Metazoa, Chordata, Actinopteri, Carangiformes, Carangidae. Bases 51 to 491 code for a protein of 146 amino acids.
CGGGAACCCCCAUCAGUCUUUUCGUACGGCAACCCAGCUGAAGACGAAACAUGCCAGCUAAAGGUCCCCUGCAAUCUGUCCAGGUUUUUGGACGUAAAAAAACCGCCACAGCAGUUGCCCACUGCAAGAGGGGGAAUGGUCUGAUCAAGGUGAAUGGCAGACCCCUGGAGAUGGUAGAGCCCGCCACUCUCCAGUACAAGCUUCUGGAGCCAGUUCUGCUUCUGGGCAAGGAGCGCUUUGCUGGAGUAGACAUCAGAGUCAGAGUGAAGGGUGGCGGACAUGUCGCACAGAUCUACGCUAUCCGUCAGUCCAUCUCUAAAGCCCUCGUUGCAUACUACCAGAAGUAUGUGGAUGAAGCCUCUAAGAAGGAGAUCAAGGACAUCCUGAUCCAGUACGACAGGACUCUGCUGGUUGCUGAUCCAAGGCGCUGCGAGUCCAAGAAGUUCGGUGGACCUGGAGCUCGUGCCCGCUACCAGAAGUCCUACCGUUAAUUCGCCUUUAAAUUUUCAUAAUAAAUUGGACGAACAAAGGA